Molecule: messenger RNA, 1131 nt
Organism: Striga asiatica
Lineage: Eukaryota; Viridiplantae; Streptophyta; Magnoliopsida; Lamiales; Orobanchaceae
Source: the annotation of a GenBank genome assembly
CUGUCUCCUUGGACGGGAUCGGCGGUAAACGACGAGCGGGAGAGAUGGUUGAUUUCGGUGUUCGAUUUCAGUAGGAGGCAACCGUCUUCGAGAUCGCCGGCGGAUGAGGGGUGGCGACGGCUGAGAAGAACCAUGGCUGAGGCGUCUAGCGGCGGGCGGGCGUCUGGCAGUGAUCGGCGGGUGACGACGGUAAACGACGAGCGGGAGAGAUGGUUGAUUUCGGUGUUCGAUUUCAGUAGGAGGCGACCAUCUUCGAGAUCGCCGGCGGAUGAGGGGCGGCGACGGCUGAGAAGAACCAUGGCUGAGGCGUCUAGUGGCGGGCGGGCGUCUGGCGGUGAUCGGCGGGUGACGACGAUAGACAUAAAAUCCGAUGGAGAUGUUUUUCAUGAGAUUUUCAGAGAGAGACCUCACCACAUUUCAGACAUGAGCCCAGCUCACAUUCAAAAAUGUGAUCUUCAUGAGGGUGAUUGGGGAAAGGUUGGAUCUGUUAUCUUCUGGAACUACACCCAUGAUGGAAAGGAGAGGGUGGCAAAGCAGAUAAUAGAAGCAAUUGAUGAGGAAAAGAAGUCGGUGACUUUCAAGAUGAUUGAAGGUGAUCUUAUGGAGCUCUACAAAACCAUGAAGAUCAUUGUCCACGUGGACACCAGCGGGGAUGACAACCUGGUGACGUGGACUUUCGAGUACGAGAAAAAGAGUGAAGAUGUUCCAGAUCCGCAUACUCUCAUGGAAUCUGCCCUUAAAGUCACCAAGGAUAUUGAGGCACACCAUCUUCCAAAGCCUUAAUUAAUUAUUUGAGUGUCUUAUAUGUUCUGAAUUUCAUCUGCUCAAGCUCCCUAUUUAUGCAUCUUUAAUUUAUGUGUGAUAUAUAUUAUGAGCGCGGUUGAUAAAGAAGUUUGAGAUUGUGCUCAAGUGUGUUGUAAUAUUGUGAUUAUAUGAAUAAUAAUGGACUGUAUGCGUGAUUGUUGUAUGAUCCCUAAUGUUUGAGAGUGAAUAAAUCGUGGUUUUAAUACAUGGGGUUCGAGAAGUACAGUGCAAUUCAAUAGUCAUUAACGUGCAAUUUGUAUUACACUAUUGUGCACACAUUGUGCAUGAGUUAUUUGCGCCUUGCCUCAAAUCAAACUAAAAUCAAAC